AUGGGAGGUCCUGGUGGUCGAGGUGGUCCCGGUGGUCUUAGUGGUCCAGGAAGUCUCGGUGGUUCAGGAUGUCUUGGUGGUCCAGGUGGCAUUGGAGGUCCUGCUGGUCUUGGUGGUCCAGGUUGCCCAGGUGGGAAUGGAGGUCCUGGGGGUCUUGGUUGUCCAGGGGGUCUUGGUCCAGGUGGCAUGGGAGGUCCUGGUGGCCUUGGUGGUUCAGGAAACCUUGGUGGACCCGGUGGUAAUGGUGGUCUUGGUCUUGGUGGUCCAGGGGGCAUUAGAGGUCCUGGUGGUCUUGGUGGUCCAGGAAACCUUGGUGAACCAGGUGGUAAAGGUCUUGGUAUUGGUGGUCCAGGGGGUCUUGGUGGUCCAAGUUGCAUUGGAGGUCCUGGUGGUCGUGGUGGACCAUGUCCAGGAGGCAUGGGAGGUCCUGGUGGUCGUGGUGGUCCCGGGGGUCUUGGUGGUCCAGGAAGUCUUGGUGGUUCAGGAGGCUUUGGUGGUCUAGGUGGCAUUGGAGGUCCUGCUGGUCUUGGUGGUACAGGUGGAAAUGGAGGUCCUGGGGGUCUUGGUAGUCCAGGUGGCAUGGGAGGUCCUGGUGGUCUUUGUGGUCCAGGAAACCUUGGUGGCCCCGGUGGUAAUGGAGGCCUUGGUCUUGCUGGUCCAGGUGGCACUGGAGGUCCUGGUGGUCUUGGCGGACCUUGUCCUGGAGACAUGGGAGGACCUGGUGGUCGUGGUGGUCCAGGAGGCAUAGGAGCUGAAACCUUGGUGGACCUGGUAAUAAUGGAGGUCUUGGCCUUGGUGGUCCAGGGGGUCUUGGUGGUCCAGGUGGCAUUGGAGGUCCUGGUGGUCUUGGUAGUUCAGGGGGACCGGGUACCAUGGGUGGUCUUGGUGGUCCAGGUCCAGGAGCCACGGGAGGUCCUGGUGGUCGUGGUGGUCCAGGGGGUCUUGGUGGUCCAGGUGGCAUUGGUGGUCCUGGCGGUCUGGGGGGCCUUGCUGGUCCAGUAG
Ixodes scapularis (black-legged tick) is the source of this 1002-nucleotide messenger RNA. RefSeq names its product PE-PGRS family protein PE_PGRS16-like. The coding region runs from base 1 to 1002 and encodes 333 amino acids. The record is from RefSeq and is a predicted model, not a curated record. NCBI's taxonomy places the organism in Eukaryota, Metazoa, Arthropoda, Arachnida, Ixodida, Ixodidae. The transcript has 2 exons.